Spirodela intermedia is the source of this 3457-nucleotide messenger RNA. Lineage: Eukaryota; Viridiplantae; Streptophyta; Magnoliopsida; Alismatales; Araceae. The record is from the annotation of a GenBank genome assembly.
AUGAGGUCCGUUGGGUUCCUUCAACUGGUCCUCCCCUCGAUGCUCUGGGGUCUUCUAUUCCUGCCUGCUUCUCAGUCCGCGAUUACCGAAGAGGGUAUCUUUCUCUCUCUCUCUCUCUCUCUCUCUCUCUCUCUCUCUCUCCCCUCCAAAUCGGUUAACUCUUGCAUCCCAUCCUCUGUGUAGAAUGAUUUGAACGGCUGACAUUCUGGGAUUUGGGCUUCCUGGACCUCAGUUGUUGAUUUUAGCUUACCAGGGUUUCGGGGUUGCUCCUGUUCUCUCUUCUGUUCUAUCUUCUCUCCUGUUCUGGAUUUGAUCCCAACGACUUUGCUACAAGAACUUUUUCAAUUGGGGGCACGAUACUCUUGCAGUUUUCGCCCUCAAGGAGAUCAAGAAGGCCAUCUUUGAAGACCCACUUUCUCGUCUUUCUGAUUGGAAUGUCGAUGACGACGAUCCCUGUGGCUGGUCCGGCGUCUCCUGCUCUGCCGCCCGAGAUCAUGUUGUGACCCUGUAAGUGCUCGUCUCUCAACUUAUUUCGUUUCCUCUUUGAUUCUGUCCAACUGAGAUCCACGUUGUAUCUGUGCAAUGUCAACGAAUAACCAUAGUCCGCAUACGUGCCGAUAAGUUGUGCAAGUUUCGUACAUCGCCUUCAUGAUUCGGCGAUUUUUCUCCCCAUACUUUAUUGUACUCUUCUAUAGUAGUGCAUCCUUCCGUAAGAAUCACGAUGAAUGGUGCAAACAUGUUUGUUUUGAGGUGCCGCUUACAUAUAUAUUCGGUGGAUUUGGUUUUGCAGGGACCUUUCUCAUUCAUUCUUGGAAGGGUUCCUUGCUCCGGAACUCGGCUCGCUGAAGUUCCUGCAAGAACUGUAUGCCUCCUAUUAGCGUUGUCUCAUCUAACUCUUUUGGUGACCUCACUACAGCUUUUCACCAGAAGUGGUUCAUCUGCUUGGCUCUGACGGUGCCUAUUGUUUCAGAGUUCUAAGAGGCAAUUCAAUUCGAGGGGUGAUUCCUAGUCAAAUUGGCAUGCUGAAAAACCUCAGAGUGUUGGAUCUGAGCAUGAAUCGGCUCUCUGGCCCUAUCCCUCCAGAAAUUGGAAGCUUGGAUAGAAUCACAAAAAUGUAGCUGGCCAACUAUUUUCGUUCAUGUCUGAUUGGCUUUCUUUUUUCUGGCCUUGUCUAAGACUUUCUUCUUUUCAGCUACUUUAAUUCUAAUGGAUUGACGGGCGGUGUGCCAUCCCAGCUUGGGAAUUUGUUGAACCUUGUGGAACUUCGAUUAGACAGAAACAAGCUUCAAGGAUCCAUUCCCGGGAGUAACCAUUCAAAUUCCCCUUCCAACGUGCACGACAUGUAAGUGAAAUUUUGCGCUGCAGAGCCUCAAAACACUGGCACUACAUUCCUUGUUGAGAUUUCACGGACUUACAGUUGGAUGUUUGAUACAUAAAAAGAAGAAGAAAGUGCUAUGUAGUAUAGUUUCCAAUUACUAGUUUCCUCUGCUGAUAUGAGAUAUUUUGUUUCUCGAUAUGAAGCUGUUCAUUUUUUUUCUGGUGUGGAUUUCGAGAGGAUGGGAAAUUCAAGCAUUUAAGCUGUGAGACUGCGAACAGUGGGAAACAGUUUGUCAUGAUUGGGCCGUGGCUUAUCUAGGUUCUUCAGUUCAGCUUUACCUGGGAUUGUGCGCACUUGCGAACUUGUCUGAACUUUGUUACCCAUAUCAUUUUGGUGGAUAGCUAUGGGAUUUAGGAGCUCAGCUUUAUGUAACGAAUCUUGCUAGCUUUGCCUCCUUUGAAAAUUUCUCCAUGUUCUUGAUGAUUCAAGGUUUCCUAAUCUGCUGUGUUUUCUAUUUUCCCUAUUUAAUCAUUGUAGAUUCUAUAGAUAUAUUUUAUAGUUUGUUGAAAUCAGAGUGUGCACCCGAAUCAGAAGCCUGGAGUCCAUCACUUGAAUGCUUUGCUUGUAUUCUCAGGGGUCUAAAAACUUUCUGACUGUGUUGGCGUGUGGGGGAAUUCAAAAUUGGACCAAAUGUAUGCAUUAGUCAACCCCCAAGGGAAAAAAAAUGUCUAUAUAAGACUUUAUCCAUUGCAUGGGAAAUACUAUUUUGGUCAUGGAAAACCUUGGCUUACUUGGGCCCUUUAGAUACCUCGGUAGUGUCACUUAUGUGAGAAGUUUGUUCCUCCUGGCGUCCUCUCGGCCAUCUGACUACUUUAUGUUUGGCACCAGCAACAGUGGCACUGGCGUUUGCCUCUCACGGCAGCUAAGGGUAGCGGAUUUCUCAUACAACUUUCUUGUUGGAAAAGUGCCUCCAUGCCUCAACUACAUUCCAAGGUGUGAAUGAGUAGGCAUGAAUGCCAUUUAGUGAUUAUUUUUCCUUUCCAUGCGUCCCCAUCACCUUUGGAGUGCUUCUUAGACACUCUUUUGUUCUCAAUAUAGAACAAGCUUCCGAGGCAACUGCUUGCAAGAUGAAUCCGUCGCACAGCGUUCAGCUCAGCAAUGUGGUAUGUCUGAUUGGACAUUGGCAUUUGUUUUGAUCUGUCAAGAUUAGAGAAGAAGUGACUUUCCCUUUUCAUAAAUAUGCUGUUAACUUUCAAUUUGUUUUGACGUUCCCAGUAUCAGAACUCGGUGAUUAACGUUUCCUUUGACUCUAAGAACCAAUAGAUAAAUAAACUGGUUGCGGCUGGACAGCAUUUUUGGAGAGUUCCUCUGGAUAACAGAUCGAUUUGCAAAGAAUGACAUGAAGAAUUCUUCUUUUUCAGGAAUUAUAAUUUACCAGAAUGUUUCGACUUUAAAUCUAUUGUGGAUCGAUGUGGACUUGCUUUCACGCUCGAUCGUAUCUGAUGAAUUUAGUUCGCUUAAUGGCUUACCAUUCCCACUCUAGCCUUGUGACUUAUAGCAUUUUCAUGUUACUUCAUAUUUUUAUGUCUAUUUUUUUACUUUUAGUUGUAUGUAUUGUUUUGAUUCUUUGAGAGUCUCAUGCAGACUUAUAUUUUAUGAAAUCUGUCCUUGUAAAUUCAACAAAUUAUGUCGUUUAAGUGGGUAUUCUUUUCUAGAGUUAAACUGGAAACAAUGUGGUUGGUCGAUGAAGGAAAUAAUCACAUCUUGUGUUGAAGGAUGCUCUGGCGAUUAACAUGUGGUACAUGCCUGUAAAAUAUUGGAAUUCUAUCCAAACUGGCCAGAUCUGGUUCAGUUCUGUAUGUAAAUCAUAACACUAAAUGACAAUGCUAGAAGUAAAUAUUGGUUGAUAAGAAGGAUGCAAACCAAGAUACAACACGAUUUGUGGCUCAUGGCAACAGUUGAAUGGGGUGCAGUAAUUUUCCUUGAUUACAGAAGGGUUACAUUUGUUUGGCAAGUCAGAUCUUGGAUUGCCCCAAUUCUGGACGAGAUUUGAAGGACAAGUUUUUUGUGCUUUUUAUUUUAUUUUAUAUAUAGUUCAUUGAGGAUGAAGGGAAAAGUCUAAGCGGCACUCAUUCAUAA